UAUGAAUCAGUUUUUAUAUGUAGUUAAUCAUAAACAAAAUAUCUGUCAGAACAUGAAAUCUAUUAUUUAUAAUCGUUAAAUAAAAAAAUUUAUUUUAUUAUCUAUCACUGAUAACUAAAAUGUAUAUUUAUUAGCAGUAUUUAAUAAUCAUUAUUAUUUAUUUACGAUAUAAUAACUUAGUUUGUGAUUAUACUAAAAUAUAUAAAUUCAAUUGAAAUAUAACAUGAUGUUUUGUUGCUUAAGAAAUUGUUUUAACGGCCUUGGUUUCGCUAGCGCUAAAGCUCCACAAAAGGAAAUUAAUCCAAUAACAUUAGACACAUUGCACAUGGGUCAUGAAGUUGUUGUUGUAAUGAAUGGUUUACGAGUUUGUGGGCAAGGAUGUGCUCUUACAAACGUUCCAUUAGUACAAAGUAAAAGUUAUUUUGAAGUUAAAAUAAGACAAGAUGGUAUGUGGGCUGUAGGUUUAGCAACAAGAUCCACUAAUUUAAAUACAUCUAUCGGUGGUAAUGAUGCUGAAAGUUGGGCAUUUAAUUCUGAUGGUAUUAUUAGACAUAAUCAACAAGAAAUUCAUAAAAUUUCAAAUCUUCCUCAAGAAGGAGAUAUUAUUGGAGUGUCAUUUGAUCAUAUAGAACUUAAUUUUUAUAUCAAUGGAAAAAAUAUAAAUGCACCAGUGAUGGGAAUUAAAAGUACAAUAUAUCCUGCCCUUUAUGUUGACGAUGGAGCUAUUUUAGAUUUAAUUCUUCAAGAUUUUGUUCAUCCACCAGCACCAGGUUUCGAAAAAAUAAUGGUUGAGCAAUCACUACUUUAAUUUUAUUAAUAUUUAUAUUUAUAUUUACUAAUGAUUUAAUGAUUAAUACAAUUUAUAGUUUAAAGAGUGUAUUAAAUAUUAUCAGAACUUGUGUAUAAAGGAAAUGAAUACUUAAUUUAUUUAUUUAAUUGUAAUU
Molecule: messenger RNA, 944 nt
Organism: Microplitis demolitor
Lineage: Eukaryota; Metazoa; Arthropoda; Insecta; Hymenoptera; Braconidae
Product: SPRY domain-containing protein 7
Exons: 4
Coding region: 224-808 (194 amino acids)
Molecular function (GO): protein binding
Source: RefSeq, a predicted model, not a curated record